Messenger RNA from Elephantulus edwardii (Cape elephant shrew), 2201 nucleotides. RefSeq names its product CUGBP, Elav-like family member 1 (gene CELF1). The record is from RefSeq and is a predicted model, not a curated record. The transcript is spliced from 14 exons. Gene Ontology annotation, cellular component: cytoplasm; nucleus; ribonucleoprotein complex. Gene Ontology annotation, molecular function: mRNA 3'-UTR binding. Lineage: Eukaryota; Metazoa; Chordata; Mammalia; Macroscelidea; Macroscelididae. The coding region runs from base 63 to 1601 and encodes 512 amino acids. Gene Ontology annotation, biological process: regulation of alternative mRNA splicing, via spliceosome; mRNA splice site recognition.
UUUGUGGUUCAGACAAGUGCAGCAGGUUACUCUCCUUGGCUUCCGAAGGGGAGAGUGAGGUGAUGGCUGCAUUUAAGUUGGAUUUCCUUCCAGACAUGAUGGUGGACCACUGUUCUUUGAAUUCCGGUCCUGUCUCAAAGAAAAUGAACGGCACCCUGGACCACCCAGACCAACCAGACCUGGAUGCUAUCAAGAUGUUUGUGGGCCAGGUUCCGAGGACCUGGUCUGAGAAAGACUUGAGAGAACUCUUUGAACAGUAUGGUGCUGUCUAUGAAAUCAAUGUUCUGAGAGAUAGGAGCCAAAACCCUCCUCAAAGCAAAGGGUGCUGUUUUGUUACGUUUUACACUCGUAAAGCUGCAUUAGAAGCGCAGAAUGCUCUUCACAACAUGAAAGUCCUCCCAGGGAUGCAUCAUCCUAUACAGAUGAAGCCUGCUGACAGUGAGAAGAACAAUGUGGAAGACAGGAAGCUGUUUAUUGGUAUGAUUUCCAAGAAGUGCACGGAAAAUGACAUCCGAGUCAUGUUCUCUUCAUUUGGACAGAUUGAAGAAUGCCGGAUAUUGCGGGGACCUGAUGGCUUGAGCCGAGGUUGUGCAUUUGUGACUUUUACAACAAGAGCGAUGGCACAGACAGCUAUCAAGGCAAUGCACCAAGCACAAACCAUGGAGGGUUGCUCAUCCCCCAUGGUAGUGAAGUUUGCGGAUACACAAAAGGAUAAAGAACAGAAGAGAAUGGCUCAGCAGCUUCAGCAGCAGAUGCAGCAAAUCAGCGCAGCAUCUGUGUGGGGGAACCUCGCUGGUUUAAAUACUCUUGGACCCCAGUAUUUAGCACUUUAUUUGCAGCUCCUUCAGCAGACUGCCUCCUCUGGGAACCUCAACACCCUGAGCAGCCUCCACCCAAUGGGAGGGUUAAAUGCAAUGCAGUUACAGAACUUGGCAGCACUGGCUGCCGCAGCUAGCGCAGCUCAGAAUACACCAAGUGGUACCAAUGCUCUCACUACAUCCAGCAGUCCCCUCAGCGUCCUUACCAGUUCAGGGUCCUCACCUAGCUCCAGCAGCAGCAACUCUGUCAACCCGAUAGCCUCCCUUGGAGCCUUGCAGACAUUAGCUGGAGCAACAGCUGGUCUCAAUGUCAGCUCUCUGGCAGGAAUGGCUGCUUUAAAUGGCGGCCUGGGAAGUGGCGGCCUUUCCAAUGGCACUGGGAGCACAAUGGAGGCCCUCACCCAGGCCUACUCUGGGAUCCAGCAAUACGCUGCCGCAGCGCUCCCCACACUCUACAACCAGAAUCUUUUGACACAGCAGAGUAUUGGUGCUGCUGGAAGCCAGAAGGAAGGUCCAGAGGGAGCCAACCUGUUCAUCUACCACCUGCCCCAGGAGUUUGGCGAUCAGGACCUGCUGCAGAUGUUUAUGCCCUUUGGGAAUGUCGUGUCUGCCAAGGUUUUUAUAGAUAAGCAGACAAACCUGAGCAAGUGUUUUGGUUUUGUAAGUUACGACAAUCCUGUUUCUGCUCAAGCUGCCAUCCAGUCUAUGAACGGCUUUCAGAUUGGCAUGAAGCGGCUUAAAGUGCAGCUCAAACGUUCAAAGAAUGACAGCAAGCCCUACUGAGCGUGCUCCCCUCUGAGACUGGAGUGAGAGGGUCUUCUGGUUUGGCUCCUGCUCUGACCUGUGACCCACCCAGCCUCUGGGCUUUGCCUUUGCUCCCAGAAAUGUUGUGGGGUGGUGAGCUAGGAAGGAUAUGGUGGCGACAUAUACCUGGGCAGAGGUAAUCCUACAAGGAUCUGUCUAUUAACCAAGGCCAGGGACUGGGUCUCUAGGAGCUUAAGCCUCACAAACAUCAGUCCUGACCUUAGCAGCAGAGACCGUAGAAGGAUUGGUUCACCGUAAGACAGAUGGGCUGUCCUUGUCACGCUCUCCAUUUAGGUAGCAGACAGCAGACAGGGAUUGACCAUCUUGCCUCAUAAAGGUAGUUGGUGGUGUUGGGCUUUCCCCCCCCAUUGAAACUGGGACAGUUCUUUCCUACUCAUAGUGAUAACUUGAGUCUGUUGUCCUCUAAGAAACGUGAAACAUACACUUCUGAAGCUGAACCACGUAAACUUGAAUUUUGCGCACUUGGGAGAAAUGUGUCCUAUGUUUCAGAGGAUAAAACUGUUCCAAAGGCUUCCAGGGGCAUGAUGGGGUUUUUUAAAUAAAUGCAAAAAAUAAAAA